Molecule: messenger RNA, 24643 nt
Organism: Leucoraja erinaceus (little skate)
Lineage: Eukaryota; Metazoa; Chordata; Chondrichthyes; Rajiformes; Rajidae
Product: plectin-like
Biological process (GO): wound healing; intermediate filament cytoskeleton organization; hemidesmosome assembly
Cellular component (GO): focal adhesion; cytoplasm; perinuclear region of cytoplasm
Molecular function (GO): ankyrin binding; structural constituent of muscle; cadherin binding
Source: RefSeq, a predicted model, not a curated record
UUGACGGAGCGGAGGAUGUCUGCUGCUUUGACCGGCUCUGCCUUUGACUCGGGUUUGCUGCAGCUUCUCUGGGUAUCGGGGCUGGUGUCUGUCACUCUCACCCUCUGGGUGAUCUUCCUCUUCUGUGGUCUGGCCAAGUCUCACCAGGAACACCUCUGGAUUAGCACCUGGACAGGGUCAGUGGUGAAAAGAGCGAAGAGCAAGAGGGAAUCUGAGAAGCGGAACAAACGGACUGAAGUCAAGAGGCAGGUGGUCAGUGAGGUGAAGGUUCACAUAGCGAGUGACGCGAAGGUUCACAUAGCGAGUGACGCAGCAGCAGCGGACCGAGCCUGUAAUCAGCCCAAGAGAAGCAGGAAAAGGAAGAGCGGGAAGAUUUCCUGCUGCCAGGCUCCCACAGCUCAACUGGUCGGCAGCACCAAGAUGGAGCAGAACCAGUACAUGAGGCGGGAACGGGUGCCUGGAGACACACUGCCCUGGAACCGGCCGAGAUCGGUGGAGAGCGGCAGGGUGAUGGAGCCACCCGAGCGGGCCGUGCUCAGGAUAGCAGAUGAGCGGGACCGGGUCCAGAAGAAAACAUUCACCAAAUGGGUCAACAAACACCUGAUGAAGCAUUGGAGAGUUGAGGCUCAUCGCAGUAUCGAUGAUCUCUAUGAAGAUUUACGCGAUGGACAUAACCUGAUCUCGCUGCUCGAGGUUCUCUCCGGAGACUCGCUGCCUCGUGAGAAAGGACGGAUGCGGUUCCACAAGUUGCAGAAUGUGGGCAUCGCCCUGGAGUACCUGAAGCACCGGCAGGUGCGUCUGGUGAAUAUCCGGAAUGACGACAUCGCUGACGGGAACCCCAAGCUCACACUGGGCCUGAUCUGGACCAUCAUCCUGCACUUCCAGAUAUCAGACAUCCAGGUGAGCGGGCAGUCGGAUGACAUGACCGCCAAGGAGAAGCUGCUGCUAUGGUCGCAGCGGAUGGUGGAAAAUUACCGGGACCUGCGUUGUGACAACUUCACCAGCAGCUGGAGGGACGGCAAGAUCUUCAAUGCUGUCAUUCACCAGCACAGGCCAACGCUCAUUGACAUGAACAAGGUUUAUCAACAGAAGAACCAGGAGAAUCUGGAGCAAGCUUUCACCAUCGCAGAGAAGGAGCUCGGCGUCACCAGACUGCUCGACCCCGAAGAUGUGGACGUGCCCCAUCCUGAUGAGAAGUCGAUCAUCACCUACGUGUCCUCACUCUACGAUGCCCUGCCGAGGGUCCCCAGUGUGCAGUCGGGGGUCCGGUCUAAUGAAGUGGAGCUGAGGUGGCAGGAAUACUACGAGUUGGUGACUCUGCUGCUGCCGUGGACCCGGCACCACAUCAGCACCUUCGAGGAAAGGAGGUUCCCAUCAUCCUACCAGGAGAUGGAGGUUCUCUGGAGACAGUUCCUCAAGUUUAAAGAAUCUGAUUUGCCCAGUAAAGAGGCAGAGAAAAACCGCAGCAAGAUAGUCUUCCGAUCUCUGGAGGGUGCUGUACAAGAGGGCCAGCUGAAGGUCGCCCCUGGUUAUCACCCCUUCGAUGUGGAGAAGGAGUGGGGCAAGCUUCACGUUUCAAUCUUGGAGAGGGAGAGAGUGCUACGUACCGAAUUUGAGAGGUCGGAGCGAUUUCAGAGGAUCAUCCUGAAGAUCGAGCAGGAAUCCAGCGUCUGUGAGGAGCAGCUGAAACGUGCGGACACCUUGCUGAAAGCUGAUGUGCGGCUGGUGAAGGGGGGCAAGCCGCCGGUGAGUGGGCCGGUGCUGGAGCAAGAUCUGGACACGGCGGAGUCACUGAUCCGCAGCCUCUUCAACGACGUGCAGACCCUGAAGGACGGCCGACACCCCCAAGCUGAGACCAUGUACCGCAGGGUAUUCCGUCUACACGAGUUCUUGGUGGCUACUCGCACAGACUACUCACUGCGGUUCAGGUCGGGGGUGCAGGCGGCCACACAGACGGCCACACAGACCACCACGCUGUCGACGACCAGGGUGCGCAUGAGCUCAGACAGUGCGGCAAUGAACUACAUCCAGGACCUGUUGCAGUGGGUGGAGGAGAACCAGCGAGCCAUUGAUGUGGCUGAGUGGGGCGAGGACCUGCCCACCGUCCAGUCUCAGCUGGGCAGCCACCGCGGCCUGCACCAGGCUAUCGAGGACUUCCGACCCAAGAUCGAGAGGGCCCGCGCAGAUGAGCCUCACCUCUCGCCAGGGAGUCACGGUGCCUAUCGCGAUUACCUCAGCAAGCUGGAUCUCCAGUACGCCAAGCUUCUGAACUCCUCCAAGUCCCGUCUGCGUAACCUGGAGAGCCUCAACACGUUUGUUUCCAUGGCAACGAAGGAGUUGAUGUGGUUGAACGACAAGGAGGAGGAGGAGGUGAAUUAUGACUGGAGCGAGAGGAACACCAAUGUGGCUGCCAAGAAGGACAACUACUCGGGGUUGAUGAAGGAGCUGGAGUCCAAGGAGAAGAAGGUCAACUCCAUCCAGAACACCGGAGAGAAGUUGCUUCGAGAUGGUCACGCAGCCAAGCAGACGGUCGACGCCUUCAUGGCUGCCCUGCAGACCCAGUGGAGGUGGAUCCUUCAGCUGUGUUGCUGCAUCGAGGCGCAUUUGAAGGAGAACACGGCCUACUUUCAGUACUUUGCAGAUGUGAAGGAUGCAGAGAAUUUCCUCAAGAAGUUGCAAGAGUCCAUGAGGAGGAAAUACACAUGUGACCGAUCGAUGACCGUGACCAGACUGGAAGAUCUGCUGCAGGACUCCAUGGGGGAGAAGGAGCAACUGUCUGACUACAAAGCGCACCUGAGUGGGCUGAGCAAGCGAGCCACCACCAUCGUGCAGCUAAAGCCCCGCAGCCCAGCCCAGCACGUGCGCGGCAAGAUGCCCCUCCACGCCGUGUGUGACUACAAGCAGAUGGAGAUCACGGUGAACAAGGGGGAUGAGUACGUGUUGGUGAACAACAGCCAGCCGAGCCGCUGGAAGGUGGUGAGUGGGUCGGGCAGCGAGGCCCUGGUCCCGUCCGUCUGCUUCAUCAUCCCACCCACCAACAAGGAGGCUCUCGACGCAGCCCACAGAUUGGAGAGCAGCCACCAGUCCAUCAUCAAUCAGUGGCAUCAGCAGCACACCGACCUACAGAGCCUCCUGCCCUGGCUCUGCCUCAACCGUGACAUGCACCUUAUACGCUCAUGGACCCUGCUGCUGUUCCGGAGCCUGGACACUGAGGAGUACCAGCGUCUGCUGUCCUCACUGGAGCUGCAUUAUCAGGACUUCCUGCGGCUGAGCCAGGACUCGCACGUGUUUGGUCCGGACGACCGGCUGCAGAUCGAGAGGGAAUAUCGCCUGACUACGCAGCACUACGACAAGCUGCUCCACAGCCUGGAGAAAGGUGAGGAGGUGGAGCAGAGCUGCAAGACGUUUGUGACACAGCUGAAGGACAUCCGGCUGCAGUUGGAGCGGUGCGAAGAUAGAACCGUCCACAAGAUCCGGCAGCCACUGGACCGCGACGCACUGCUGGACUGUGAGCAGCGGCUGAAAGACCAACAGAAAAUUCAUGCGGAACUGGAGGGGAUUAAAACAAAUCUCAACUCUGUGACUGAGAAGACCAGGAAGGUGCUGUCUGCCACGGAACAGCUCAGCAGUGCCCCUGUGCUCCGGUCUGAACUUGACCUCACACUGCAGAAGAUGCAACGAGUCCACAGCCUGUCCUCCGUCUACCUUGAGAAGCUGAAGACCAUCGAGGUUGUGAUUCGCGGCACGCAAGAGGCUGAAGACCUGGUGAAGAAGUACGAGAAGCAGCUGAAAGAUGUGAACAGUGUUCCCGCUGAUAGCUCAUCUCUGGAGUCCUACAAACAACAGCUGAAGGGCAUGCGUGUGAAGGUGCAGGGACACCAGCCUCUCUUCGACAGCCUGGAAGGGGAGCUGGGCAGUGCACGUGCAGUGAGCGAGCGGAUGUUGCAGAGCCACAGUGAGAGAGACGUGGACCUGGAACGGUACCGGGAGUCCGUGCAGCAGCUCCGCGACCACUGGCAGGCUGUCCUGGGGCAGAUCGACAGCCGUGCCCGCGAGCUGGAGCAGCUCGGACGCCAGCUCCACUACUACCGCCAGGCCCACGACUGGCUACUGCAAUGGAUGCAGGGGGCCAAGGAGCGGCAGGAAAAGCUGCAGGCAGUGCCCAUCAAUGACAGCGGUGCAUUGAGGCAGCAGCUGCAGCAGGAGCAGAAAAUCUUGCAGGAGGUUGAGAAGAACAGAGAGAAGGUGGACGAGUCUGAGAAACUUGCCAAGCAGUACAUCGAUGCCAUCAAGGACUAUGAGCUCCAGUUGGUGACAUACAAAGUCCAGAGUGAACCUGUGGCGUCUCCUGUGAAGAAGCAGAAGCUGGUCUCGGCAUCAGAAAACGUCAUUCAGGAGGUUGUGGAUCUGAGGAGUCGCUACAUUGAGCUGAUGACACUGUCCAGCCAGUACCUGAAGUUCAUCACUGUCACCCUGCAUCGGCUGGAGAAUGAGGAGGAAGCUGCUGAGAAGAUGAAGGAGGAGGAACGUCGGCGGCUGGAAGAGGUGGAGGCGCAGUUGGAGAGGCAGAAGGAGCUGGCUGCGGCCCACGCCAAGGCCAAGGUAGAGGCAGAGAAAGCAGCCAAGGAGCUGCAACAGAGGAUCGAGCAGGAGGUGACCAGGAGGGAGGCCGUGGCAGUGGAUGCUGAGCAACAGAAGCAGAACGUGCAGCAAGAAUUCCAGCAGCUGCAAAGCUCCUCUGAGAUGGAGAUCAGGAAAAAGACUGUCAUGGUGGAGGAGGUGCUGCUGAGCCGUACCAAGGUGGAGGAGGAGAUCCGCAUUAUCCACAUCCAGCUGGUGACAGCGCAGAAGCAGAAGGCGGCGGCAGAAUCAGAGCUGCUGCAGCUAAAGAAUCGCGCAGAUGAGGCAGACCGGCAGAGGAAGAUGGCCCAGGAUGAGGCAGAGAGACUGCUCCGGCAGGUCAAUGAUGAGACGUCCAAGAAGAAGCAGGCAGAGGAGCAGCUGAAGGUGAAGAUCCAGGCGGAGAGGGACGCAGCUCGGGAGAAGCAGAAGGCCUUGGAGGACCUGCAGCACUUCAAGAACGUGGCGGAGGAGGUGGAGCGGAGGAUGAAGCAGGCAGAGAUUGAGAAAGAGAAGCAACUGCUGGUGACCCAGGAGGUGGCCCGGAAAAGUGCAGCGGCUGAGCUGCAGAGCAAGCGCAUGUCCUUCGAGGAGAAGACACUACAGCUGGAGAUAUCCCUGCAGCAGGAGCACCAGACGGUGGCCCAGCUGCAGCAGGAGGCAGCUGAGCUGAAGAGGCUGCAGGGGGGCGCAGAGAUGGAGCUGGAGAAAUGGAGGCAGAAGGCAGACGAGGCUCUGCGCCUGCGGUUACAAGCAGAGGAGGUGGCUGUCCAGAAAUCACUGGCGCAAGAGGAGGCAGAGAAGCAGAAGGAGGAGGCAGACCGGGAGGCGAGGCGCAGGACAAAGGCGGAGGAGUCGGCGCUGCGGCAGAAGGACAUGGCAGAGCAGGAGCUGGAGAAACAGAGACGGCUGGCGGACCAGACUGCCGGGCAGAAGCUGGCUGCCGAGCAGGAGCUCAUCCGGCUGCGGGCAGAGACUGACAACGGGGAGCAGCAGAGGUUGCUCCUGGAGGAGGAACUGUACCGACUGAAGAACGAGGUGAACCAGGUCCUCAACCAGAGGAAGCUGCUGGAGGAGGAGCUGGCCCGGGUGAAGGCCGAGAUGGAGACCUUGCUGCUGCUGAAGGUGAAGACGGAGGAGGAGACCCGGUCCACCUCGGAGAAGACCAAGCAGAUCCUGGAGAAGGAGGCGGAGAGGAUGAGGCAGCUGGCCGACGAGGCGGGCAGGCUGCGGGCUGUGGCGGAAGAGGCUAAGCGGCAGAGGCAGCUUGCCGAGGAAGAAGUGGUGCAUCAGCGCAGCGAGGCAGAGAGGAUCCUGAAAGAGAAGCUGGCAGCUAUUAACGAAGGAACCCGUCUGAAGACGGAGGCUGAGAUGGUUCUGAAGGAGAAAGAAGCGGAGAACGAGCGCUUGCGGCGCCUGGCUGAAGACGAGGCCUUCCAACGGAAGCUUCUGGAAGAACAAGCCAUGCAGCACAAGCAGGACAUUGAGAAAAGGAUUCUGCAGCUGAGGAAGAGCUCGGAUGUGGAGCUGGAGCGGCAGAAGGUGGUGGUGGAGGAGACCCUGAAGCAGAGACGCAUUGUGGAGGAGGAGAUCAGGGUCCUGAAGCUCAACUUCGAGAAGGCCUCAGAGGGCAAGUCAGACCUGGAGAUCGAGCUGGCCAAGUUGAAGAGGGUGGCUGAGGAGACUCAGCGCAGCAAGCAGGAGGCGGAGGAGGAAGCAGAGAUACAGCGAGGGAUGGCGGCCGAGGAGGCGAAGAGGAGGCAGGAGGCAGAGCGCAGAGUAAAGGAGAUCCUGGCGGCAGAGGAGGAAGCAGGGCGUCAGCGGCAGGCAGCCCUGGAGGAGGUGAAGCGGCUGAAGAGGAGGGCGGAGGAGGCGUGGAAGCAGAAAGAGGUGGCAGAGCAAGAGGCAGACAAGCAGGUCAGCCUUGCCCAGGAGGCGGCCCAGCAGCGGUUAGUGGCCGAGGAGAAGGCGCACCAGGCAGCCGUGCAGCAGAAGGAGGAGGAGUUGCUGCAGAGCCGGCUGCAGGAGCAGAGUGCGCUGGGCAGCCUGCGGGAGCAGGCCGAGCAGGCCCGGCGACUGGCCGAGGAGGCCCAGAAGGCCCGGGUGCAGGCAGAGCGUGAGGCCGCCCUGUGCCGACAGCAAGCCGAGGAGGCGGAGCGGCUGCAGCAACAGGCUGAGCAGGAGGCUGGCCUCAAGGCCCAGGCCCAGCAGGCCGCCGAGCUGCAGAGGAAGGAGGCUGAGCUGGAAGCUGAACGGAGAGCACAGGCCGAGCAGGCAGCUCUGAAGCAGAAGCAUGCCGCUGACGCCGACAUGGAGAAACACAAGAAGUUUGCGGAGCAGACCCUGCGGCAGAAGGCCAACGUGGAGCAGGAGCUGACCAAGGUCAAGGUGCGUUUGGAGCAGACGGACCACCAGAAGGAGGUGCUGGACGAAGAGCUGCAGCGGCUGAAGGCUGAGGUGAGCGAGUCCAUGAAGCAGAAGAACCAGGCGGAGGGGGAGCUCCUGAAGGUGCGGGUACAGAUGGAGGAGCUGAUCAAACUGAAGGCCAGGAUUGAGGAGGAGAAUAAGAUGCUGGUGCUGAAGGACAAGGACAACACCCAGAAGCACCUGGCGGAGGAGGCAGAGAAGAUGCGGCAGCUGGCAGAGGAGGCGGCCCGCCUCAGCGUGGAAGCCCAGGAGGCUGCCCGGCAGAGGAGACUGGCCGAGGAAGACCUGGCCCAGCAGCGGGCUCUGGCCGACAAGAUGCUGAAGGAGAAGAUGCAGGCCAUCCAGGAGGCGAGCAGGCUCAAGGCCGAGGCUGAAAUGCUGCAGAAGCAGAGAGACAAGGCGCAGCAGCAGGCCAAGAAACUGUCCAAAGACAAGCAGGAGAUGCAGCAACGUCGCCAUGAGGAGGCAGAGGAGUUCCAGAAGGCUUUGGAGGAGGAGCGGAGACGGCAGCAGGAGAUCAGCGACGAAGCCGAUCAGCUGAAGGCUCUGGUAUCGGAACUGACAGAUGCCCAGGGCAAUGCAGAGAGGGAGGCUCAGAAGUUCAAGGAUGAGGCAAAACAGAUCGCCUUGAGGCUUCAUGAAACUGAGCAGAGCACCAGGGAAAAGAACAGCAUUGUGGAGAGACUGGAGCACAAGUGGAAGCAGAGCAAGCAGGAGGCGAGCGAGUUGCAGAAGGCUAUCGCUGAGCUGGAGAGUGAGAAGGAGAAGCUGAGGAAAGAGGCAGAGUUGCUGCAGCAGAAAACCAAGGAGAUGGAGGCAGGGAAAAAGAAAGAAAUUGUCCACACCACGCAGGUCCUUCAACAAUCCUUUCUCAGUGAAAAGGAGCUGCUCAUCAGAAAAGAGAAGAUGAUUGAGGCGGAGAAGCAGAAGUUGGAGCAUCUAUAUGAGGAUGAGCUGGAGAAAUCCAAGUCUCUGAAGGAUGAACAGAUGAAGGAAAUGAAGAGACUCAAGGACGACAAGGCCCGACUUCAGGAUAGUAUGGAUGAAGCACUCAGGAUGCAGAGAGAGGCUGAGGACCAAGUCCAGGAGAAGCAGAGAGAGCUUCUGGAAAUGGAGAAGAGGAGACAGGAGAAAGAGAAGCAGCUGGCUGAUGAGAACCAAGCACUCAGGGAAUUGCUGGAGCAACUGAAAGCUCAGAAGCUUGAAGUUAUAUCCAAAGAGACCUCCAAAGUGCAGGCAGCGACUGCCCCCACUCUGGGAGCUCUUGCCAAUGGUCGGGAUGUGGUGGACUCUGCCCAGGAAAGUGCCGAGGCUGCGUUCUCCUUCAGUGGCCUGCGCCAGUCGGUGCCAGCCGCACGCUUACAUCAGGUGGGCAUUCUCAGCAAGAAGCAGUUGGACAAACUAAAGAAAGGAUCCGUCUCUGUCAAGGAUCUGUCACAGAAGGAAGAUGUUCAGAACUAUCUACAGGGCAAGAGCUGUGUUGCUGGCCUGAUCAUUCAGCCCUCAAAGGAGAAAGUCAGCAUUUACCAGGCAAUGAAAAGGGGACAAUUAAAGCCCACCACAGCUACGGUGUUGCUGGAGGCUCAGGCAGCAUCCGGCUUCAUCAUUGACCCGGCAAAGAACAGGAAACUGCCCGUCAACGAGGCCAUCAGGGAAGGUGUGGUCGGACCAGAGCUGCAGGAGAAACUGCUCUCUGCUGAGAGGGCAGUGACAGGUUACAGGGACCCCUACACUGGCGACCAGAUUUCCUUGUUUCAAGCAAUGCAAAAGGACUUGAUAUCCCCAAGUUACGCCAUCCGUUUGCUGCAGGCACAGAUUGCCACUGGUGGUGUCAUUGAUCCAGUGAACAGCCAUCGCAUGCCCCUGGCCCAGGCAUACAAACAGGGUUUAUUCACUGAGGACAUGAAUAAAAUAGUUGCAGGAGAUAGUGACAAUGCCAAGGCAUUCUUUGACCCCAACACACAGGAGAACUUAACGUAUUUCCAGCUCCUGGACAGGUGUCAGAAGGAUCAGGAAUCUGGCCUUUUUCUCUUGCCAUUGACCGAGGGAGCAGAGACAAAAAAGGGAGGAUAUACCAUGGAACAGACACACGACAUCUUCAAAACAGCCACUGUAUCUGUGCCAGUCGGGAAAUUCUCUGGGAAAACCGUGACAAUCUGGGAUUUGAUCAACUCAGAGUACAUCACUGAAGAACAACGCCGGGACCUUAUCCGUCAGUACAGGUCAGGAAAGAUCACCAUCGAACACAUCAUUAAAUUCAUCAUUACCACCAUUGAUGAAACUGAGACCAAGAAGCAGCUUCUCUUCCCCGGACUACGGGACAAGGUUCCUGCCAGCGAGUUGUUGGAAUCGAAGAUCAUUGACAAGAAGACAUUUGAUGGACUGCAGAAAGGAAAGGCAACACCUGAAGAUGUGAGCAAGUUGGAGUCGGUGCGGAAAUUCCUUCAGGGGUCGGAGAGCAUUGCUGGAGUGUUUGUGGAACCCACCCAGGAGACAAUGAGCUUCUAUGAAGCAAUGAAGAAGAACCUGCUGAGACCAAGAACAGCGGAGAUCUUACUAGAAGCUCAGGCAGCAACAGGGUUCCUUGUGGACCCUGUGCAGAAUCGCACCCUCACCGUCGAUGAGGCAGUGAAGGAUGGACUCGUUGGGCCAGAACUCCAUGAGAAGCUACUGGCUGCGGAGAAAGCAGUAACAGGAUAUACGGACCCUUACACCGGGCGUAAGGUCUCCUUGUUUGAAGCAAUGACAAAGGAACUGGUACCCAAAGACCAUGGAGUUCAGCUCCUGCAGGCUCAGGUGGCAUCUGGUGGCAUCAUUGACCCCAACACCAGCCAUCGGCUGCCCAUGGACGUGGCCUACAAGCGGGGAAUGUUUGAUGAGGAGAUGAACCAGUUGGUGACCACUCCCAGUGAGAACACUAAGGGUUUCAUUGAACCAAAUACAGACGAACAUGUCACCUACCAACAGCUGAAGCAGAGAUGCAGAAGUGACCCUGAGACCAACCUUUCUCUGUUACCCCUGACGGAAGAAGCUGUGAAGAGAGUGGACCUUCACCCAGAGGAGGUCACCAAGGACGUUUUCCAAAAGGCUGUGGUGAGUGUCCCAUCAGGAAAAUUCGUUGGAAAAACCGUGACAAUCUGGGAGUUGAUCAACUCGGAGUACAUCACCGAAGAUCAACGCCGUGACCUAAUGUGGCAGUACAGGUCAGGAAAGGUCACCAUCGAACACAUCAUUAAAUUCAUCAUCACCACCAUUGAUGAAACUGAGACGAAGAAGCAGCUGCUCUUCCCUGGACUGCGGGACAAGGUUCCUGCCAGCGAGUUGUUGGAAUCGAAGAUCAUCGACAAGAAGACGUUUGAUGGACUGCAGAAAGGAAAGGCAACACCUGAAGAUGUGAGCAAGUUGGAGUCGGUGAGGAAAUACCUUCAGGGGUCGGAGAGCAUUGCUGGAGUGUUUGUGGAGCCCACCCAGGAGACAAUGAGCUUCUAUGAAGCAAUGAAGAAGAACCUGCUGAGACCAAGAACAGCGGAGAUCUUACUGGAAGCUCAGGCAGCAACAGGGUUCCUCGUGGACCCUGUGCAGAAUCGCACCCUCACCGUCGAUGAGGCAGUGAAGGAUGGACUCGUUGGGCCAGAACUCCAUGAGAAGCUACUGGCUGCAGAGAGAGCGGUAACCGGAUAUACGGACCCUUACACCGGGCAUAAGGUCUCCUUGUUUGAAGCAAUGACAAAGGAACUGGUACCCAAAGACCAUGGAGUGCAGCUCCUGCAGGCUCAGGUGGCAUCUGGCGGCAUCAUUGACCCCAACACCAGCCAUCGGCUGCCCAUGGACGUGGCCUACAAGCGGGGAAUGUUUGAUGAGGAGAUGAACCAGUUGGUGACCACUCCCAGUGAGAACACGGUAGGCUUCUAUGAUCCAAACAUGGAUGAGAGCGUCAGCUACCAACGGCUGAAGGAGAGGUGCAGAAAGGAUGCAGGGUCAGGUCAGCUCUUGUUGCCCUUGAGUGAGAAAGCAAUAUCAUCGAAACUUGUUUAUGAUGAAGAGCAGACCAGAGAUACUUUUGGGAAGACAACACUGUCUGUUCCAGCUGGCAUCUACUCUGGGAAAUCUGUCAGCAUCUUGGAGCUUAUUAAUUCGGAAUACUUUACCGAGGAGCAGAGGAAGGAUCUGAUUCGACAGUAUCGGUCAGGGAAGGUGACAGUGGAAAAGAUCAUCAGAAUUGUCAUCACGGUGAUUGAAGAGAAAGAAACAAAGAAAAAACCACAGCUUCUCUUCCCCGGACUACGGGAUAAGGUUCCUGCCAGCGAGUUGUUGGAAUCGAAGAUCAUUGACAAGAAGACGUUUGAUGGACUGCAGAAAGGAAAGGCAACACCUGAAGAUGUGAGCAAGUUGGAAUCAGUGAGGAAGUCCCUUCAGGGGUCGGAGAGCAUUGCUGGAGUGUUUGUGGAGCCCACCCAGGAGACAAUGAGCUUCUAUGAAGCAAUGAAGAAGAAUCUGCUGACACCCAGAACAGCGGAGAUCUUACUGGAAGCUCAAGCAGCAACAGGGUUCCUCGUGGACCCUGUGCAGAAUCGCACCCUCACCGUCGAUGAGGCAGUGAAGGAUGGACUCGUUGGGCCAGAACUCCAUGAGAAGCUACUGGCUGCGGAGAAAGCAGUCACGGGAUAUACGGACCCUUACACCGGGCGUAAGGUCUCCUUGUUUGAAGCAAUGACAAAGGAACUGGUACCCAAAGACCAUGGAGUUCAGCUCCUGCAGGCUCAGGUGGCAUCUGGUGGCAUCAUUGACCCCAACACCAGCCAUCGGCUGCCCAUGGACGUGGCCUACAAGCGGGGAAUGUUUGAUGAGGAGAUGAACCAGCUGGUGACCACUCCCAGUGAGAACAUGGUAGGCUUCUAUGAUCCAAACAUGGAUGAGAGCGUCAGCUAUCAACGGCUGAAGGAGAGGUGCAGAAAGGAUGCAGGGUCAGGUCAGCUCUUGUUGCCCUUGAGUGAGAAAGCAAUAUCAUCGAAACUUGUUUAUGAUGAAGAGCAGACCAGAGAUACAUUUGGGAAGACAACAGUGUCUGUUCCAGCUGGCAUCUUCUCUGGGAAAUCUGUCAGCAUCUUGGAGCUUAUUAAUUCGGAAUACUUUACCGAGGAGCAGAGGAAGGAUCUGAUUCGACAGUAUCGGUCAGGGAAGGUGACAGUGGAAAAGAUCAUCAGAAUUGUCAUCACGGUGAUUGAAGAGAAAGAAACAAAGAAAAAACCACAGCUGCUCUUCCCCGGACUACGGGACAAGGUUCCUGCCAGCGAGUUGUUGGAAUCGAAGAUCAUUGACAAGAAGACAUUUGAUGGACUGCAGAAAGGAAAGGCAACACCUGAAGAUGUGAGCAAGUUGGAGUCGGUGAGGAAAUUCCUUCAGGGGUCGGAGAGCAUUGCUGGAGUGUUUGUGGAACCCACCCAGGAGACAAUGAGCUUCUAUGAAGCAAUGAAGAAGAACCUGCUGAGACCAAGAACAGCGGAGAUCUUACUGGAAGCUCAGGCAGCAACAGGGUUCCUCGUGGACCCUGUGCAGAAUCGCACCCUCACCGUCGAUGAGGCAGUGAAGGAUGGACUCGUUGGGCCAGAACUCCAUGAGAAGCUACUGGCUGCGGAGAAAGCAGUAACGGGAUAUACGGACCCUUACACCGGGCGUAAGGUCUCCUUGUUUGAAGCAAUGAGAAAGGAACUGGUACCAAAAGACCAUGGAGUUCAGCUCCUGCAGGCUCAGGUGGCAUCUGGUGGCAUCAUUGACCCCAACACCAGCCAUCGGCUGCCCAUGGACGUGGCCUACAAGCGGGGAAUGUUUGAUGAGGAGAUGAACCAGUUGGUGACCACUCCCAGUGAGAACACUAAAGGUUUCAUUGAACCAAAUACAGACGAACAUGUCACCUACCAAGAGCUGAAGCAGAGAUGCAGAAGUGACCCUGAGACCAACCUUUCUCUGUUACCCCUGACGGAAGAAGCUGUGAAGAGAGUGGAUCUUCACCCAGAGGAGGUCACCAAGGACGUUUUCCAAAAGGCUGUGGUGAGUGUCCCAUCAGGAAAAUUCUCUGGGAAAACCGUGACAAUCUGGGAGUUGAUCAACUCAGAGUACAUCACCGAAGAUCAACGCCGUGACCUAAUGUGGCAGUACAGGUCAGGAAAGGUCACCAUCGAACACAUCAUUAAAUUCAUCAUCACCACCAUUGUUGAAACUGAGACCAAGAAGCAGCUGCUCUUCCCUGGACUACGGGACAAGGUUCCUGCCAGCGAGUUGUUGGAAUCGAAGAUCAUCGACAAGAAGACGUUUGAUGGACUGCAGAAAGGAAAGGCAACACCUGAAGAUGUGAGCAAGUUGGAGUCGGUGAGGAAAUUCCUUCAGGGGUCGGAGAGCAUUGCUGGAGUGUUUGUGGAACCCACCCAGGAGACAAUGAGCUUUUAUGAAGCAAUGAAGAAGAACCUGCUGAGACCAAGAACAGCGGAGAUCUUACUGGAAGCUCAGGCAGCAACAGGGUUCCUCGUGGACCCUGUGCAGAAUCGCACCCUCACCGUCGAUGAGGCAGUGAAGGAUGGACUUGUUGGGCCAGAACUCCAUGAGAAGCUACUGGCUGCAGAGAAAGCAGUGACGGGAUAUACAAACCCCUACACCGGGCGUAAGGUCUCCUUGUUUGAAGCAAUGACAAAGGAACUGGUACCCAAAGACCAUGGAGUGCAGCUCCUGCAGGCUCAGGUGGCAUCUGGUGGCAUCAUUGACCCCAACACCAGCCAUCGGCUGCCCAUGGACGUGGCCUACAAGCGGGGAAUGUUUGAUGAGGAAAUGAACCAGUUGGUGACCACUCCCAGUGAGAACACGGUAGGCUUCUAUGAUCCAAACAUGGAUGAGAGCGUCAGCUAUCAACGGCUGAAGGAGAGGUGCAUAAAGGAUGCAGGGUCAGGUCAGCUCUUGUUGCCCUUGAGUGAGAAAGCAAUAUCAUCAAAACCUGUUUAUGAUGAAGAGCAGACCAGAGAUACAUUUGGGAAGACAACAGUGUCUGUUCCAGCUGGCAUCUUCUCUGGGAAAUCUGUCAGCAUCUUGGAGCUUAUUAAUUCGGAAUACUUUACCGAGGAGCAGAGGAAGGAUCUGAUUCGACAGUAUCGGUCAGGGAAGGUGACAGUGGAAAAGAUCAUCAGAAUUGUCAUCACGGUGAUUGAAGAGAAAGAAACAAAGAAAAAACCACAGCUGCUCUUCCCCGGACUACGGGACAAGGUUCCUGCCAGCGAGUUGUUGGAAUCGAAGAUCAUCGACAAGAAGACAUUUGAUGGACUGCAGAAAGGAAAGGCAACACCUGAAGAUGUGAGCAAGUUGGAAUCGGUGAGGAAAUUCCUUCAGGGGUCGGAGAGCAUUGCUGGAGUGUUUGUGGAGCCCACCCAGGAGACAAUGAGCUUCUAUGAAGCAAUGAAGAAGAACCUGCUGAGACCAAGAACAGCGGAGAUCUUACUGGAAGCUCAGGCAGCAACAGGGUUCCUUGUGGACCCUGUACAGAAUCGCACCCUCACCGUCGAUGAGGCAGUGAAGGAUGGACUCGUUGGGCCAGAACUCCAUGAGAAGCUACUGGCUGCGGAGAAAGCAGUCACGGGAUAUACGGACCCUUACACCGGGCGUAAGGUCUCCUUGUUUGAAGCAAUGACAAAGGAACUGGUACCCAAAGACCAUGGAGUUCAGCUCCUGCAGGCUCAGGUGGCAUCUGGUGGCAUCAUUGACCCCAACACCAGCCAUCGGCUGCCCAUGGACGUGGCCUACAAGCGAGGAAUGUUUGAUGAGGAGAUGAACCAGUUGGUGACCACUCCCAGUGAAAACACUAAAGGUUUCAUUGAACCAAAUACAGACGAACAUGUCACCUACCAACAGCUGAAGCAGAGAUGCAGAAGUGACCCUGAGACCUACCUUUCUCUGUUACCCUUGACGGAAGAAGCUGUGAAGAGAGUGGACCUUCACCCAGAGGAGGUCACCAAGGACGUUUUGCAAAAGGCUGUGGUGAGUGUCCCAUCAGGAAAAUUCUCUGGGAAAACCGUGACAAUCUGGGAGUUGAUCAACUCAGAGUACAUCACCGAAGAUCAACGCCGUGACCUAAUGUGGCAGUACAGGUCAGGAAAGGUCACCAUCGAACACAUCAUUAAAUUCAUCAUCACCACCAUUGAUGAAACUGAGACCAAGAAGCAGCUGCUCUUCCCUGGACUGCGGGACAAGGUUCCUGCCAGCGAGUUGUUGGAAUCGAAGAUCAUCAACAAGAAGACGUUUGAUGGACUGCAGAAAGGAAAGGCAACACCUGAAGAUGUGAGCAAGUUGGAGUCGGUGAGGAAAUACCUUCAGGGGUCGGAGAGCAUUGCUGGAGUGUUUGUGGAGCCCACCCAGGAGACAAUGAGCUUCUAUGAAGCAAUGAAGAAGAACCUGCUGAGACCAAGAACAGCGGAGAUCUUACUGGAAGCUCAGGCAGCAACAGGGUUCCUCGUGGACCCUGUGCAGAAUCGCACCCUCACCGUCGAUGAGGCAGUGAAGGAUGGACUCGUUGGGCCAGAACUCCAUGAGAAGCUACUGGCUGCAGAGAGAGCGGUAACCGGAUAUACGGACCCUUACUCCGGGCGUAAGGUCUCCUUGUUUGAAGCAAUGAUAAAGGAACUGGUACCCAAAGACCAUGGAGUGCAGCUCCUGCAGGCUCAGGUGGCAUCUGGUGGCAUCAUUGACCCCAACACCAGCCAUCGGCUGCCCAUGGACGUGGCCUACAAGCGGGGAAUGUUUGAUGAGGAAAUGAACCAGCUGGUGACCACUCCCAGUGAGAACAUGGUAGGCUUCUAUGAUCCAAACAUGGAUGAGAGCGUCAGCUACCAACGGCUGAAGGAGAGGUGCAGAAAGGAUGCAGGGUCAGGUCAGCUCUUGUUGCCCUUGAGUGAGAAAGCAAUAUCAUCGAAACCUGUUUAUGAUGAAGAGCAGACCAGAGAUACAUUUGGGAAUACAACAUUGUCUGUUCCAGCUGGCAUCUACUCUGGGAAAUCUGUCAGCAUCUUGGAGCUUAUUAAUUCGGAAUACUUUACCGAGGAGCAGAGGAAGGAUCUGAUUCGACAGUAUCGGUCAGGGAAGGUGACAGUGGAAAAGAUCAUCAGAAUUGUCAUCACGGUGAUUGAAGAGAAAGAAACAAAGAAAAAACCACAGCUUCUCUUCCCCGGACUACGGGAUAAGGUUCCUGCCAGCGAGUUGUUGGAAUCGAAGAUCAUUGACAAGAAGACAUUUGAUGGACUGCAGAAAGGAAAGGCAACACCUGAAGAUGUGAGCAAGUUGGAAUCAGUGAGGAAAUUCCUUCAGGGGUCGGAGAGCAUUGCUGGAGUGUUUGUGGAACCCACCCAGGAGAGAAUGAGCUUCUAUGCAGCAAUGAAGAAGAACCUGCUGAGACCAAGAACAGCGGAGAUCUUACUGGAAGCUCAGGCAGCAACAGGGUUCCUCGUGGACCCUGUACUGAAUCGCACCCUCACCGUCGAUGAGGCAGUGAAGGAUGGACUUGUUGGGCCAGAACUCCACGAGAAGCUACUGGCUGCGGAGAAAGCAGUAACGGGAUAUACGGACCCUUACACCGGGCGUAAGGUCUCCUUGUUUGAAGCAAUGAGAAAGGAACUGGUACCAAAAGACCAUGGAGUUCAGCUCCUGCAGGCUCAGGUGGCAUCUGGUGGCAUCAUUGACCCCAACACCAGCCAUCGGCUGCCCAUGGACGUGGCCUACAAGCGGGGAAUGUUUGAUGAGGAGAUGAACCAGUUGGUGACCACUCCCAGUGAGAACACUAAAGGUUUCAUUGAACCAAAUACAGACGAACAUGUCACCUACCAACAGCUGAAGCAGAGAUGCAAAAGUGACCCUGAGACCAACCUUUCUCUGUUACCCCUGACAGAGGAAGCUGUGAAGAGAGUGGAUCUUCACCCAGAAGAGGUCACCAAGGACAUUUUCCAAAAGGCUGUGGUUAGUGUCCCAUCUGGAAAAUUCUCUGGGAAAACCGUGACAAUCUGGGAGUUGAUCAACUCGGAGUACAUCACCGAAGAUCAACGCCGUGACCUAAUGUGGCAGUACAGGUCAGGAAAGGUCACCAUCGAACACAUCAUUAAAUUCAUCAUCACCACCAUUGAUGAAACUGAGACCAAGAAGCAUCUACUAUUCCCCGGACUACGGGACAAGGUUCCUGCCAGCGAGUUGUUGGAAUCGAAGAUCAUCAACAAGAAGACGUUUGAUGGACUGCAGAAAGGAAAGGCAACACCUGAAGAUGUGAGCAAGUUGGAGUCGGUGAGGAAAUACCUUCAGGGGUCGGAGAGCAUUGCUGGAGUGUUUGUGGAGCCCACCCAGGAGAGAAUGAGCUUCUAUGAAGCAAUGAAGAAGAACCUGCUGAGUCCAAGAACAGCGGAGAUGUUACUGGAAGCUCAGGCAGCAACAGGGUUCCUGGUGGAUCCUGUGCAGAAUCGCACCCUCACCGUCGAUGAGGCAGUGAAGGAUGGACUUGUUGGGCCAGAACUCCAUGAGAAGCUACUGGCUGCGGAGAAAGCAGUCACGGGAUAUACAGACCCUUACACCGGGCGUAAGGUCUCCUUGUUUGAAGCAAUGAGAAAGGAACUUGUAACCAAAGACCAUGGAGUUCAGCUCCUGCAGGCUCAGGUGGCAUCUGGUGGCAUCAUUGACCCCAACAACAGCCAUCGGCUGCCCAUGGACGUGGCCUACAAGCGGGGAAUGUUUGAUGAGGAGAUGAACCAGUUGGUGACCACUCCCAGUGAGAACACUAAAGGCUACAUUGAACCAAAUACAGACGAACAUGUCACCUACCAAGAGCUGAAGCAGAGAUGCAGAAGUGACCCUGAGACCAACCUUUCCCUGUUACCCCUGACGGAAGAAGCUGUGAAGAGAGUGGAUCUUCAUCCAGAGGAGGUCACCAAGGAUGUUUUCCAAAAGGCUGUGGUGAGUGUCCCAUCUGGAAAAUUUUCUGGGAAAACGGUCACAAUCUGGGAGUUGAUCAACUCAGAAUAUUUCACCGAAGAUCAACGCCGUGACCUUAUCCGACAGUACAGGUCAGGCAAAGUAACUGUAGAGAAAAUCAUUACAAUUGUGGUAACAAUCAUUGAGGAACGUGAGGUGAAGAGAAAGCCACAAAUUACUUUUGCUGGUCUAAGGGACAGGGUUCCUGCCAGCGAGUUGUUAGAAUCACAUAUCAUCAACAAGAAGACGUUUGAUGGACUGCAGAAAGGAAAGGCAACACCUGAAGAUGUGAGCAAGUUGGAGUCGGUGAGGAAAUACCUUCAGGGGUCGGAGAGCAUUGCUGGAGUGUUUGUGGAACCCACCCAGGAGACAAUGAGCUUCUAUGAAGCAAUGAAGAAAAACCUGCUGAGACCAAGAACAGCGGAGAUCUUACUGGAAGCUCAGGCAGCAACAGGGUUCCUUGUGGACCCUGUGCAGAAUCGCACCCUCACCGUCGAUGAGGCAGUGAAGGAUGGACUCGUUGGGCCAGAACUCCAUGAGAAGCUACUCGCUGCGGAGAAAGCGGUAACAGGAUAUACGGACCCCUACACCGGGCGAAAGGUCUCCUUGUUUGAAGCAAUGACAAAGGAACUUGUAACCAAAGACCAUGGAGUUCAGCUCCUGCAGGCACAGGUGUCAUCUGGUGGCAUCAUUGACCCCAACACCAGCCAUCGGCUGCCCAUGGACGUGGCCUACAAACGGGGAAUGUUUGAUGUGGAGAUGAACCAAAGCUUCUGUGAUGCUCGUGAUGAUGCCAAGAGAUUUAUUGAUCCCAACACUACGGAAGAAGUCACCUAUCAACAACUGAAGAAUAGGUGCAUUUCUGAUCCCGGAAGUGGUCUGUACCUCUUGUCCAUGACGGAGGGAGAAAAGUCCAGAGUUGUUGAAAACCCAGUCUACAGCGCGGCUCAAAUGCAGAAGGAAUUUGAGAACACAAAAGUGGAAAUUCCUUCAGGGGCUCUGGGUGGGAGGUCGAUGUCAGUGUGGGAGAUCUUACAAUCUGAAUACAUCUCUGAGCAGGAGAGGACCAGGCUAACAAGAGAGUUUCAAAUGGGAAAGCUCACCCGAGAGCGUUUAGUGUUGAUAAUCAUCGAGAUCAUAGAGCGUGUAGAAAUUUACCAUGGAUACGAGAUGAUCAGCUUCCACAGCUUCCGGGGCAACGUUUCUGCAGAUCACCUCUACGCCUCAGGAAUUAUUGAUCAGGAGACGCUCAGGAAACUGAGGGAGAGGCAGCUGACAGUGCAGCAGGUGUGUGAAAUGGAGAAGGUGAAGAUGUUCCUGUUUGGCACAGGCGCUGUUAGUGGUGUAUACAAGGGUGCUGUCAAGGAGGUGUCAAGUCUGUAUCAAGCCAUGAAGAAAGACUGGGUGAAACCAGAGGUGGCACUUUCUCUGCUUGAGGCCCAGGCCGCGACUGGCUUUAUUCUGGAUCCAGUGAAGAAUGUGCGCCUGACGGUGGACGAAGCUGUUAAGGAUGGCGUGGUGGGUCCUGAGUUCCACGACAAGCUGCUGUCGGCAGAGAGAGCUGUCACUGGCUACCGGGACCCGUACACUGGCAAGAACAUCUCGCUCUUCCAGGCUAUGAGGAAAGGGCUGAUUGGGAAAGACUACGCAAUUCGCUUGCUUGAUGCUCAGCUGGCCACAGGAGGAAUCAUUGACCCGCAGUACAGCCAUCACCUGCCUCUGGAAGUUGCCUUUCAACGGGGUUACCUGGACCGUGAGACCUACAACCUCAUCACAGACCCAGCCUCAGGGACACAAGGAUUCCUUGACCCCAGCACCGACGAGCUGUUAACUUACACUCAGCUGCUGGCAAAGUGCAAAACUGACGAAAAGUCAGGCCACCGUCUUUUGAACUUGACCGACAGGAAACGGUUAAUAUUCAAGGGUCUACGCAAACAGAUCACCAUGGACCAACUCCUAGAAUCAAAGAUCAUUGAAAGUUCCGUAGCUGAGAGACUGGAGCAAGGUGAAACCACUGUGGAAGAAGUUAGUGACAGUAUCAGGAAAUAUCUGGAAGGCACCAGUUGUAUUGCAGGAGUGUUUGUCGAGGCCUCGAAGGAGAGACUGACCAUUUACCGGGCUAUGAAGAAGGGCAUGAUCAGACCUGGGACUGCCUUUGAACUGUUGGAGGCCCAAGCGGCAACAGGCUAUAUGAUUGACCCGAUCAAAAACAUGAAGCUAACUGUUGCUGAGGCUGUCAAGGCAGGAGUGGUGGGCCCAGAGUUUAAAGAGAAGCUCAUGUCAGCGGAGCGUGCUGUCACUGGUUACAAAGACCCAUAUUCAGGGAAGCUGCUGUCUCUCUUCCAAGCUAUGCAGAAAGGUUUAAUUGUGAAAGACCAUGGGAUCCGCCUGCUGGAGUCACAGAUCGCCACGGGAGGUAUCAUUGACCCUGAGCACAGUCAUCGUCUCCCGGUAGAGAUGGCCUAUGAGCGCGGGCUGUUUGAUGUGGAGAUGAACAAGAUACUGUUAGAUCCAGGUGAUGAUACCAAAGGAUUCUUUGAUCCAAACACAGAGGAAAAUCUCACCUACUUGCAGCUGAUGGAGCGGUGUAUGGUGGAUUCGGACACUGGACUCUGCUUAUUGCUACUGAAGGAGAAGAAGCGAGAGAGGAAGACUUCUUCCAAGUCCUCAGUCCGCAAGCGAAGGGUAGUGAUUGUAGAUCCUGAGACAGGCAAAGAAAUGUCCGUGUAUGAGGCUUAUCGUAAAGGACUGAUUGACCAUCAGACGUACACCGAGCUGUCUGAGCAGGAGUGUGAAUGGGAGGAAGUAACAAUCUCUUCAUCAGAUGGUAUUGUAAAGUCAAUGAUCACGGACAGAAGAUCUGGGAAACAAUAUGACAUUGACGAUGCUUUGGCCAAUGGUUUGAUUGACCAAGGGUCUCUGGACCUGUAUCGCUCAGGGGCUUUGUCCAUCACUGAAUUUGCUGACAUGUUAUCAGGAAACAUGAGUGGAUUCCGCUCGAGAUCUUCCUCAGUUGGAUCUUCAUCUUCAUACACAAGCCAACAGUCCAGCCCAAUGAGAAGCCACGUGGUUGCCUGGAGUGACCCAGUGGAGGAGACUGGUCCAGUUGCUGGCAUCCUGGACACUGAUACCCUGGAGAAAGUUUCCAUCACAGAAGCAAUGCGCCGAAACCUGGUGGACAACAUCACUGGCCAACGCCUGCUAGAAGCUCAGGCAUGUACUGGGGGAAUCAUCGACCCCAACACUGGAGAGAAGUAUUCGGUCGCAGAUGCUGUGGGCCAAAACCUGGUCGACAAGAUUAUGGUGGACAGGAUCAAUCUGGCUCAGAAGGCUUUCCAUGGGUUUGAGGACCCCAGAACCAAGUCGAAGAUGUCUGCUGCCCAGGCCUUGAAGAAAGGCUGGCUGUACUAUGAAGCUGGCCAGAGGUUCCUGGAGGUGCAGUACCUGACCGGAGGACUGAUUGAACCAGACGUGUCUGGACGGGUUUCCUUGGACGAAGCUUUGGGGAAGGGCACCAUUGAUGCCCGCACGGCACAAAAGCUAAGGGAUGUUGGGGCCUAUGCAAAAUAUAUCACUUGCCCCAAGUCCAAACUGAAGAUUUCCUACAAGGACGCAAUGGAUCGAUCCAUGGUUGAGGAAGGAUCUAGUCUGCGUCUGUUGGAAGCCUCUUCACAAUCCUCCAAAGGAUACUACAGCCCCUACAAUGUGGGCGGGUCUGGUUCUUCGGCAGGAUCACGAUCAGGUUCCAAAACAGGAUCCAGAACAGGCUCCAGACGAGGGAGCUUUGACGCUACUGGAUCUGGUUACUCCAUGUCCUUCUCCUCCUCCUCCUACACAUCCUCCAACUAUGGGCGGAGGCUGCCAGCCAGCAUCCCUGGGGGCAAGGCACUGACUUCCCCUCAGUCCCUCUUCAGUCAAGGAGAGAGCCCAGCAUAGGUUGCCAGAGGUGGCAAUCAUGCAAUGCCAGCCUCCCCACCUCAGACCCACCACCCUGCUCUGCAACUCGAAACACCUCCAGCAGUCGCAGUUUAACGGCGAGCAACAGAAUCACUACAGGAAGUUGUGCAAAUAAAUUCAUUUACAUUUUGCAUCACCUCAGUUCCUCUGAGUUUUAAAUAAUAUUGGAAUUUACAAUGGAUCAGCUGGAAUGUUGUGCACAUGUUUGGACUAAAGGAUCUAUUUAUGGGAAUUAUUUGAGUGUGUGUGCCGUUCCACUGGAUGGUCCUGUUGCUUUUUGCAGAGCAAGGUGGACUAAUCCCGAACCACUGCUGCCAGCUCCCACAGAAGCCUGGGAAGAUUGUAAUCUCGCAACUGUAAACCUUCUCGAUGAAUGCACUGACCACAACGUGCCCAGCUUUUUCUGCCUGUCACCAGACAAAUGCUGCAAUUAUUAAUUGAACUGUAAUAAAGACAAUGCUGUUAAUCCAAAUAUUAAUAAGGUGCGUCUCUCAAAACUCUGCUCAGACUGGGACCCCCAUAUUGUGGGAAGAGUCGAUAAAGUUUCCUCGCCACCUUUGCACUGAUUCAGCUCGAGGAACCAUCCGAGGUAAUUGUGACUCCCUGUGCAAACCAAAACCACUCCAUAAAGACCAAUCAGCCGCCUGUCCCAAGGCAAUUCCUGCAUCGAUCUGUCUCAGCAGAGGCCCUCCCCCUUCAAACAGGGCUAGAGCACAACAGGUGAGCACCCCUCCCUCAAGCUCUCUACCCCCUCCCUGACACUCUGACCUUUGCACCCCCACCCUGACCCUUGCACCCCCUCCCUGACACUAUGACCCCUACACCCCCUCUCUGACACUCUUACCCUUGCAUCCCCUCCAUGACACUCUGACCUCUAUACCCUCACCCUGAUACUCUGACCCUUACACCCCCUCUCUGACCCCUAUACCCCCUCCCUGACACUCUGAUCCUUGCACCCCCUCUCUGACACUCUGACCCUUGCACCCCCUCUCUGACACUGACCCUUGCACCCUCUCUCUGACACUCUGACCCUUGCAUACCCUCCAUGACACUCUGACCCCCUAUACCCCCUCUCUGACACUCUGACCCUUGCAUCCCCUCUCUGACACUCUGACCCUUGCAUACCCUCCAUGACACUCUGACCCCCUAUACCCCCCUCCCUGACACUCUGACCCUUGCACCCCCUCUCUGACCCUUGCACCCCCUCUCUGACACUGACCCUCGCACCCCCUCUCUGACCCCUACACCCCCUCUCUGACCCUUGCAUCCCCUCCAUGACACUCUGACCCCUAUAACUCCUCCCUGACACUCUGACCCCUAUACACUCACUCUGACCUUUACACACCCUCCCUGCCACUCUGUCCCCUAUACCCUCUCCCUAACACUCUGACACCUCUCCCUGACAAUGGAUAGAUUUGAGGAGAAAUGGAGGGGCCUCCAUGUGUGGUCUCCUCCCAGCAGAUGUGGGAACUUCAUUCAGAAAGCACAGCAGGUAAUGAGAGCUGUGGUUGAAAACCUAGAACAGUACAAUAAAGAAACUGGCCCUUGAUCCCACAAUGUUAGUGCCAAGCAUGAUGCCAAGUUAAGCUAGUUUAGUUUUUUGUCAUGUGUACCGAGGUUGCAAAUCUCCUCUGCAUACUCGUGAUCCAUAUCCCUCUAUUCCCUGCAUAUCCACGUGCCUAUCUAAAAGCCUUUAAACACCAAUAUUGUAUCUGCUCCACCACCACCCCUGGCAGCGUGUUCCAGGCCCCCACCACCCUUUUAGAUACAUAGAUAGAUACAUAGACAAUAGUUACAGGAGUAGGCCAUUCGGCCCUUCGAGCCAGCACCGCUAUUCAAUGUGAUCAUGGCUGACCAUCCACAAUCACUACCCCGUUCCUGCCUUCUCCCCAUAUCCCUUGAUUCCGUUAGUCCCAAGAGCUCUAUGUAACUCUCCUUGUGCCCAUUGCAUCUCCUUUAAACGUUGUUCCAUCUUAAAGCUAUGCCCUCUGGUCUUUGACAUUUCCACUAAAGUUUCUGACUGUCUUCCCUACCUGUGCCUCAUGCCUUGUUGAGUUCUACUGUGCUAUUUGAAAUGAACCCAUCUGAAGUGUGGAGGAUUUUAGCCUGUCUUCCCGGUGAAGCCUGGUGCCAUGAUGGCUGCUCCUUCCCUCUAUAUGUUGCCGAGUGUGUUGUUUACCUGUCCUGAAGGCUGAUCCCUUGUUACUUCCCAUGAACAUCAUGCUGCAAGGUAACAAGAUUGCCGUCAGACAGUGAAACCUUCACUCAGACUCAGGAACAUUCCGGAUACUUGGCCAGGACAAGUAAGGAAACACAGGGACCGUCAUUAUUCCUCGCACGACUCUGAUCCCUGAGGAUUCAGUGUCCAAUACACGCUGAUCACAGCAACCUUCACCUCGGGAUGAGCCCUGGAUCUACCAGUUUAUCCCUGGUCUGAGCAUCUCCCAGUUACUGUUUUAUGGGUGGAUUACUUUGCUAUGCAUGCUCUACUAACCUGUCAGGGAAUCUUAAUAUAUAUGUUUAUAUUAAAGCAGUGAGUUUAACAAAAUAACUAAUUGUACUCCAAUUCGAAUCACCAACCACUGUACAGAAGAUAACCUGUUACAACCGCCUCAAUGUAGAGGCACAAAUAAAAGAGAAAUUAAUAUAUAUACAA